Neomonachus schauinslandi (Hawaiian monk seal) is the source of this 3881-nucleotide messenger RNA. RefSeq names its product GRB10 interacting GYF protein 1 (gene GIGYF1). Gene Ontology annotation, biological process: insulin-like growth factor receptor signaling pathway. The record is from RefSeq and is a predicted model, not a curated record. The coding region runs from base 412 to 3621 and encodes 1069 amino acids. Gene Ontology annotation, molecular function: protein binding. The transcript has 26 exons. Lineage: Eukaryota; Metazoa; Chordata; Mammalia; Carnivora; Phocidae.
GCUGCUCACACCGGGAGCCACUCCUCCUCAGUUUGCUUCUGACAACCAGGACCGAAAGGCGCAGGCCAGGAGCGGAAGCGUCAAGGAGAGCUGCCUUUGCCACUCCCUGGAAGGGAGGGAGGGAUCUUUGUCGGAUGUGAAGCUUCCUCCUCGGGCGCCACUGCAGUCAGAUCAUCGUCCUGUAGCUUGGGGACCUUGGUUCAUUCCAGCAUAGGCCCCUGCCUGAAGAGAGCCCAGUCCCGGCCCUACUUGCUUCCUGGGGGCAAGGCUGCCAAGUCUUCCCUCAUCGUGACAGUUGGCCUCACUCAUGCUGGGUGGCACGUGGCUGGCUUAGGUGUUUGGAGAGUGAACGCCGGGUCCCCCCCUCUUCCCUUCAGCCCCUCUGACCUCGAGGACACGCCCAGCCCCAUCAUGGCAGCGGAGACCCUCAAUUUUGGGCCUGAGUGGCUGAGGGCCCUUUCCAGUGGCGGCAGCGUGGCCUCCCCACCCCCAUCCCCUGCCAUGCCCAAAUACAAGCUGGCUGACUAUCGCUACGGGCGAGAAGAAAUGCUGGCUCUCUACGUCAAGGAGAACAAGGUGCCGGCUGAGCUGCAGGACAAGGAGUUUGCCGUGCUCCUGCAGGAGGAGCCCCUGCAGCCCCUGGCGCUGGAGCCUCUGACUGAGGAGGAGCAGAGAAACUUCUCCCUGUCAGUGAACAGUGUGGCUGUGCUGAGGCUGAUGGGGAAAGGGGCUGGCCCCCCCCUAGGUGGCACCUCCCGUGGCAGGGGCAGCACUCGGAGCCGAGGCCGAGGGCGUGGUGACAGUUGCUUUUACCAAAGAAGCAUUGAAGAAGGUGAUGGGGCCUUUGGCCGAAACCCCCGGGAGAUCCAGCGUAGCCAGAGUUGGGAUGACAGAGGCGAGAGAAGGUUUGAGAAGUCGGCCAGGAGGGAUGGAGCACGAUCCGGGUUUGAGGAGGGAGGGGCUGGCCCGAGGAAGGAACAUGCCCGCUCAGAUAGCGAGAACUGGCGUUCUCUUCGAGAGGAGCAAGAGGAAGAGGAGGAGGGCAGUUGGAGACUUGGGGCAGGACCCCGGCGAGAUGGCGACCGCUGGCGCUCAGCCAGCCCUGAUGGCGGCCCCCGCUCUGCUGGCUGGCGGGAACAUGGGGACCGGCGUCGCAAGUUUGAAUUUGAUUUGCGAGGGGAUCGAGGCGGGUGUGGUGAAGAGGAAGGGCGGGGUGGGGGAGGCAGCUCUCACCUCCGGAGGUGCCGAGGGCCUGACGGCUUUGAGGAAGACAAGGAUGGGCUCCCAGAGUGGUGCCUGGAUGACGAGGAUGAAGAGAUGGGCACCUUCGAUGCCUCUGGGGCCUUCCUGCCUCUCAAGAAGGGCCCCAAGGAGCCCAUUCCUGAGGAGCAGGAGCUCGAUUUCCAGGGCCUGGAGGAAGAGGAGGAAGAGGCUCCUGAAGGGCUAGUAGACGAGGGGGGGCCUGAGGCAGGAGGGAAGGAACUGACUCCACUGCCUCCUCAGGAGGAGAAGUCCAGUUCCCCAUCCCCACUGCCCACCUUGGGCCCCCUCUGGGGAGCUAAUGGGGAAGGUGACGACGCUGCAGACAAGGACCUGCCGGCAGCUGAAGACGAUCUGAGGGGAAUGCCGCUGAGUCCUGGAGUAGGCUCAUCCUCUGGCCCGCCUGGAGAUCUGGAGGAUGAUGAAGGCCUGAAGCACCUGCAGCAGGAGGCGGAGAAGCUGGUGGCCUCCCUGCAGGACAGCUCCCUGGAGGAGGAGCAGUUCACGGCCGCCAUGCAGGCCCAGGGCCUGCGCCACUCAGCAGCUGCCACUGCCCUCCCCCUGAGCCACGGUGCGGCCCGGAAAUGGUUCUACAAGGAUCCCCAGGGGGAGAUCCAAGGCCCAUUCACGACACAGGAGAUGGCAGAGUGGUUCCAGGCGGGCUAUUUCUCCAUGGCGCUGCUGGUGAAGCGGGGCUGUGAUGAGGGCUUCCAGCCACUGGGUGAGGUGAUCAAGAUGUGGGGUCGUGUGCCCUUUGCCCCGGGACCCUCGCCACCCCCACUGCUGGUGAGCCCGGCCGCCUUGGCGAGGAGCGGGGAGGGGAGGCUGGAGCCGUGCUGGGGGCGCAGGGCUGAAGGGCAGAGCCACAGGCGCGCCGUGGGCCUCGCGCAGGGCAACAUGGACCAGGAGCGGCUGAAGAAGCAGCAGGAGCUUGCCGCGGCCGCCCUGUACCAGCAGCUGCAGCACCAGCAGUUUCUGCAGCUGGUCGGCAGCCGGCAGCUCCCGCAGUGCGCGCUCCGGGAAAAGGCGGCUCUGGGGGACCUGAGCCCGCCGCAGCAGCAGCUCACCGCCUUCCUGCAGCAGCUCCAAGCUCUCAAACCGCCCAGAGGCGGGGACCAGAACCUGCUCCCGACCAUGAACCGGUCCUUGUCAGUGCCAGAUUCGGGCUCCCUCUGGGACCUACAUACCUCAGCCUCAUCACAGUCAGGCGGUGAGGCCAGUCUUUGGGACAUACCAAUUAACUCUUCGACUCAGGGUCCAAUUCUAGAACAACUCCAGCUGCAGCACAAAUUCCAAGAGCGCAGAGAAGCGGAGCUCAGGGCGAAGCGGGAGGAGGAGGAGCGCAAGCGGCGGGAGGAGAAGCGGCGGCAGCAGCAGCAGGAGGAGCAGAAGCGGCGGCAGGAGGAGGAGGAGCUGUUUCGGCGCAAGCAGGUGCGGCAGCAGGAGCUCCUGCUGAAGCUGCUGCAGCAGCAGCAGGCGGUGGCCGCUGUCCCGGCGCCCCCUGCGCCCCCGGCGCCCAGCUCCCCGCCCCCGCUGUGGGCCGGCCUGGCCAAGCAGGGGCUCUCCAUGAAGACACUGCUCGAGCUGCAGUUGGAGGGCGAACGGCAGCUGCACAAGCAGGCCCCGUCCCGGGAGCCGUCGCGGGCCCAGGCCCCCAACCACCGCGUGCUUGGGGGCCUGGGUUCGGCCCCCCUGAACCAGUGGGUGUCUGAGGCCGGGCCACUGUGGGGCGGGCCCGACAAGAGUGGGGGCGGCAGCGGCGGCCCGGGGCUCUGGGAGGACACCCUCAAGAGCGGCGGGAGCCUGGCCCGCGGCCUGGGCCUGAAGAACAGCCGGAGUAGCCCCUCUCUCAGUGACUCGUACAGCCACCUGUCCGGUCGGCCUGUGCGCAAAAAGACCGAGGAGGAAGAGAAGCUGCUGAAGCUGCUGCAGGGCAUCCCCAGGCCCCAGGACGGCUUCACCCAGUGGUGUGAGCAGAUGCUGCACACGCUGAGCACCACAGGCAGCCUGGAUGUACCCAUGGCUGUAGCGAUCCUCAAGGAGGUGGAAUCCCCCUACGAUGUCCACGAUUAUAUCCGUUCCUGCUUGGGGGACACGCUGGAAGCCAAAGAAUUUGCCAAACAGUUCCUGGAGCGGAGGGCCAAACAGAAAGCCAGCCAGCAGCGGCAGCAGCAGCAGGAGGCAUGGCUGAGCAGUGGCUCCCUACAGACAGCCUUUCAGACCAACCACAGCACCAAACUCGGCCCUGGGGAGGGCAGCAAGGCCAAGAGGCGGGCGCUCAUGCUGCACUCAGAUCCUAGCAUCUUGGGGUACUCCCUGCACGGACCUUCUGGUGAGAUCGAGAGCGUGGAUGACUACUGACCAGCCCGUCCCACCAGCCCCUGGGCUGUAGGCCAGGGGCGGCAGCAGCGGCUUGGACCCUUGGGUCCCCAGCCUGCAGGCUCCCCACAAGGAGCAUAGGAGGAAGCAGGGGCAGGAUCCCCAGCACUUGUUACAAACCACACGAUGCACCUUAAUUCACCCACCACGAGGCACUUUACAGAUUGGGGGGGAAGGGUUUUUGUGGGGUUUUUUUGUUUUUGUUUUGUUUUUGUUUUUUCUUUGAAAAAAAAAAAAUUUAA